CGCCCCCAAAAUUCCCAAAAUACCCUUUUAAAACACUAACUAAAAAGUAAAAAAAAAAAACCCCUAUAUUUUAUCUAACUAUGCAAAUUAGCCCAUUAUAUAAUACACCCAUCAAUUGGGCCAACAAAACCCCAUUCUUUUUACACUCUCCAUCUUAUCUACUUAUAAACAAACCCAACAGAAAGCUCUUUCAAAGCAGGAGGAGGAGUCAAUACUUUAACACUAGCAAAAGUAAUAUUAGUAGAAGUGGUGUUUUUUUCAAAGGGAUGCCUUGCGAUUCAAUUGCUAAAACAUCUGGUGGUUAUGGUGGUGGUGAUGAGAACGGGUCUCUGAGGAAUUUCAAGCUGAAUGAAUCAACUUUUUUGGCUUCUUUGAUGCCUAAGAAAGAGAUUGGUGCUGAUCGCUUCAUUGAAGCUCACCCUCAAUAUGAUGGCCGUGGUACCAUCAUUGCUAUCUUUGAUUCUGGAGUUGACCCGGCUGCUUCUGGAUUAGAAGUGACAUCAGAUGGGAAGCCUAAAGUACUUGAUGUUAUUGAUUGCACCGGGAGUGGAGAUAUUGAUACUUCAAAAGUGGUGAAGGCUGAUGCAAAUGGUUGCAUACAAGGAGCUUUAGGGGCUUCUUUGGUUGUCAAUUCUUCAUGGAAGAAUCCUUCUGGUGAAUGGCACGUGGGUUAUAAGUUUUUAUUUGAGCUACUUACUGGCACAUUGACUUCCCGUUUGAAGAAAGAGAGAAAAAAGAAGUGGGAUGAGAAAAACCAAGAAGAAAUUGCCAAGGCUGUAAAGCAUCUGGAUGAAUUCAACCAGAAACACUCCAAUCCAGAGGACGCAGACUUGAAAAGGGUUCGUGAAGACCUUCAAAACAGAAUUGAUUUACUACGGAAACAGGCUGAUGUUUAUGAUGACAAGGGGCCUAUUAUAGAUGCUGUUGUAUGGCAUGACGGAGAGUUGUGGAGGGCUGCUCUUGACACACAGAGUCUUGAGGAUGACUCAGAUUGUGGAAAGCUAGCUAACUUUGUACCCCUUACAAAUUAUAGGAUUGAAAGGAAGUAUGGUGUGUUCAGCAAGUUAGAUGCCUGUACAUUUGUUCUUAAUGUUUAUAGUGAUGGGAACAUCUUAAGCAUUGUAACGGAUUGCUCUCCUCAUGGAACCCAUGUUGCGGGUAUUGCUACAGCCUUCCACCCAAAGGAGUCAUUAUUGAAUGGAGUUGCACCUGGGGCACAGUUGAUAUCUUGCAAAAUUGGCGACACACGUUUAGGUUCAAUGGAGACAGGCACUGGCUUGACACGGGCCCUAAUAGCUGCUGUGGAGCAUAAAUGUGAUCUCAUCAACAUGAGUUAUGGGGAACCUACAUUACUACCAGAUUAUGGCCGCUUCGUUGACCUUGUUAAUGAGGUGGUGAACAAGCACCGUCUUAUAUUUGUAAGCAGUGCUGGCAACAGUGGUCCAGCAUUAAGUACUGUUGGUGCUCCUGGUGGUACAAGUUCAAGCAUUAUAGGGGUUGGUGCAUAUGUCUCUCCUGCAAUGGCUGCAGGUGCUCAUUGUGUUGUUGAACCUCCUGCUGAGGGACUUGAAUACACUUGGUCAAGCCGAGGACCAACUUCUGAUGGAGAUCUUGGAGUAAGUAUAAGUGCUCCUGGAGGGGCUGUUGCUCCUGUCCCUACCUGGACUCUUCAAAAACGCAUGCUGAUGAAUGGAACAUCAAUGGCCUCUCCAUCUGCUUGUGGUGGAAUUGCUUUACUUAUCAGUGCAAUGAAGGCUGAGGGUAUUCCUGUAAGUCCAUACAGUGUAAGGAAGGCCCUUGAGAAUACAUCUGUUCCUGUAGGUGAAUCGCCAGCUGAUAAGCUAUCCACAGGACAGGGGCUUAUGCAAGUUGACAGGGCACAUGAAUAUAUAAGGCAGUCCCGGAAUAUUCCAUGUGUUUGGUAUGAAAUAAAGGUCAAUCAAUCUGGAAAAACAACUCCUACUUCACGAGGAAUCUACCUCAGGGAUGCAAGUGCUUGCAAGCAACCUACAGAGUGGACAGUGCAAGUCCAACCAAAGUUUCAUGAAGGUGCAAGUAAUUUGGAAGAAUUGGUUUGCUUCGAGGAAUGUAUUGAGUUACACUCUACUGAAAAGACUGUUGUGAGGGCUCCUGAGUAUCUCCUUCUCACUAACAAUGGACGCAGCUUCAACAUAGUGGUUGAUCCUACCAAGUUAAGUGAUGGUUUACAUUACUACGAAGUAUACGGGGUUGAUUGCAGAGCACCAUGGCGUGGUCCCAUUUUCAGGAUCCCAGUCACCAUAACAAAGCCUAUGGAAGUGAAGAAUCAGCCUCCAGUUGUCUCAUUUUCUGGGAUGUCUUUUCUGCCAGGGCACAUAGAAAGGAGAUACAUUGAAGUGCCGCUUGGUGCUACUUGGGUUGAGGCAACUAUGCGAACAUCAGGGUUUGAUACUACUCGACGAUUUUUUGUUGACACUGUUCAGAUUUGUCCCUUACAAAGACCUUUGAAGUGGGAGAGUGUUGUAACAUUUUCUUCUCCUACUGCCAAAAGUUUUGCAUUUCCUGUUGUGGGUGGUCAGACAAUGGAAUUAGCUGUUGCUCAGUUUUGGUCAAGUGGGAUAGGAAGUCAUGAAACCACUAUUGUAGACUUUGAGAUUGUGUUUCAUGGGAUUGCCAUCAAUAAAGAGGAAAUCAUUCUUGAUGGAAGUGAAGCCCCUGUAAGAAUUGAUGCUGAAGCUCUAUUGUCAUCUGAGAAACUCGCCCCUGCUGCUAUUCUGAAUAAGAUAAGAGUUCCAUAUCGACCCGUUGAUGCUAAACUUAGCACUCUUAUAGAGAGUCGCGACAAACUACCCUCUGGAAAACAGACACUGGCCCUGACGUUAACUUACAAGUUUAAAUUGGAAGAUGGAGCUGCAGUGAAGCCUCAAGUUCCAUUGCUUAAUAAUCGCAUUUAUGAUACAAAAUUUGAAUCACAAUUUUAUAUGAUUUCUGACACUAACAAGCGUGUAUAUGCUAUGGGUGAUGCCUAUCCUAAUGCUGCAAAACUUCCUAAGGGUGAAUACAAUUUACGGCUAUAUCUAAGGCAUGACAAUGUGCAAUAUUUGGAAAAGAUGAAGCAGUUGGUAUUGUUUAUUGAGAGAAACUUGGAUGGCAAGGAAGUCAUUCAAUUGAACUUUUUCUCCGAACCAGAUGGUCCUGUGAUGGGAAAUGGUGCUUUUAAGUCCUCAGUUUUAGUUCCAGGGAAGAAAGAAGCCAUUUACUUGGGCCCACCAGUGAAAGACAAGCUCCCUAAGAAUGCUCCACAAGGAUCUAUACUGCUGGGAUCAAUCUCAUAUGGAAAACUAUCAUUUGCUGGCGAGGAAGGGGGGAGAAGUCCACAAAAGAACCCUGCAUCUUACCGAAUCACUUAUGUUGUGCCACCAAAUAAGGUUGAUGAGGACAAGGGGAAAAGUUCUUCAACUAACUCGAAAACUGUGUCUGAGCGUUUAGAGGAGGAGGUUCGAGAUGCAAAGAUUAGAGUUGUUUCAAGCCUAAAACAAGACACUGAUGAAGAGCGCUCAGAAUGGAAAAAGUUAUCCGCAUCUCUUAAGUCUGAGUACCCAAACUAUACUCCACUACUUGCUAAGAUUUUGGAAGGCUUGCUUUCUCAGAGUAAUGUGGAAGAUAAAAUUCGUCAUCAUGAAGAGGUUAUAGAUGCAGCAAAUGAAGCAAUAGAUAGUAUUGACCAAGAUGAGGUGGCAAAGUUCUUUUUGCACAAGAGUGAUCCAGAAGAUGAGGAGGCAGAGAAAAUGAAAAAGAAAAUGGAGACAACCAGGGAUCAAUUGGCCGAGGCACUGUACCAAAAAGGGCUGGCAUUGAUGGAGAUUGAAUCUCUAAAGGGUGAGACAGCUGAAACGGAAGGGACAAAAGAUUUGUUCGAGGAUAAUUUCAAAGAGCUGCAAAAAUGGGUUGAUACAAAGUCCUCGAAAUAUGGCACCCUCUUAGUGCUACGUGAAAGACGACGAGGAAGGCUAGGAGCGGCACUAAAGGCAUUGAAUGAAAUGAUACAAGAUAAUGGAGAUCCACCCAAGAAGAAGCUGUAUGAACUGAAGCUCUCAUUGCUCGAUGAGAUUGGAUGGGAUCAUUUAACAACACACGAGAAAGAGUGGAUGCACGUUCGGUUCCCCCCAAGCUUGCCGCUUUUUUAAGUUUAUUUUAUGUUCACAAGAUUGAAUGAUAAUUAGGCUUCUGUAAGCACCCUGUUUUAUCCUGCACGAAUUUAGGCUGUAGACCUUUGUUCAUCACUUUUUUUAUUUUUUUUAAAAAUUCCAAGAAAAACAAAAGAGGAGAAAAAUGAAUCAAUCUUUAAUGCUUUGUAUCUUCAA
This is a messenger RNA of Populus trichocarpa (black cottonwood), 4343 nucleotides long. Its product is annotated as tripeptidyl-peptidase 2. NCBI's taxonomy places the organism in Eukaryota, Viridiplantae, Streptophyta, Magnoliopsida, Malpighiales, Salicaceae. Bases 81 to 4166 code for a protein of 1361 amino acids. Gene Ontology annotation, molecular function: serine-type endopeptidase activity; tripeptidyl-peptidase activity. Gene Ontology annotation, biological process: proteolysis. The record is from RefSeq and is a predicted model, not a curated record. Gene Ontology annotation, cellular component: cytosol. The transcript has 34 exons.